Molecule: messenger RNA, 1841 nt
Organism: Lathyrus oleraceus (garden pea)
Lineage: Eukaryota; Viridiplantae; Streptophyta; Magnoliopsida; Fabales; Fabaceae
Product: zinc finger BED domain-containing protein RICESLEEPER 2
Exons: 3
Coding region: 495-1841 (448 amino acids)
Molecular function (GO): DNA binding
Source: RefSeq, a predicted model, not a curated record
AAUAUUAUAUGGAACUCUCAUGUACUUAUGAGCUUAUGUUGUGUUCCAGGCCAUUGAGAGUUUGCUCAGCAAAAAGAUAUUCCUUAAUAUAGAGUAUGGAGUCAAUGGAUACGAGUGAGUAUGCACAAGGUCAAGAUGAAACUCAUAAGGAAAUAUUGUCAACACUUUGGAUUAUUUUCACUAAAAUCGGAAAAGGAAAAGAUGGAGUUGAAAGAGCUGCAUGCAAUUUUUGUAGUACUGAUUUUGCCAUUGGAAAAAACCCCAAGUCUGGUCAAAGUUAUGGAACUUCACAUCUAAGUCGUCAUGUUUUUAUUUGUAAAAGUUUCCAGUUGAGCCUUCUUAGUCUAGAGGAAUCGUCAAGCCUAACCCCAAUCAACUAAAACACACAUCGUGAAUUACUUGGAGAAGCCAUUAUUGCACAUGAUCUUCCUUUUAGCUUUGUCGAGUAUGAAAAAAUUCGAGUUUGGGUGAAAUAUUUGAAUCCAUGUGUUGAAAUGGCCUCUAGGAAUACCAUGGUGUCAUAUAUUGAAAAAAUAUAUGAUAAAGAAAGGAUCAAGCUUAAGGAAAUCAUGGGUAGGAUUCCAAAUAAAAUUUGUCUAACAUCGGAUGUUUGGACAGCAUCUACUAGUGAGGGUUAUAUCUGUUUGACUGCUCAUUUUGUUGAUGAAAAUUGGAAGUUAGUUAGUUGUCUUCUUAACUUUCUUCGAAUGAAGCCCCCCCACACGGGUAUUGCACUGGAAGCUACUUUAUUUGAUUUCUUAAAGCAAUGGGGAAUAGAUAAGAAAAUAUUUACUAUUACGCUGGAUAACGCAUCUGCCAAUGAUAACAUGCAAGACCACUUGAAAACUCAUCUUCGAGUGCAAGGCAAUUUGAUGUGUGAUGGUGAAUUUUUUCAUAUCCGAUGUUCGGCCCAUGUACUCAACUUAAUUGUCCAAGAGGGUUUAAAAGUUGCUAGUGAAGCCCUCCAUAAAAUUAGAGAGAGUGUCAAGCAUAUUAAAGGAUCUGAUGGAAGGAUGCUUAAGUUCAGAGAUUGUGUCGAGGAUGCAGGGAUAAAUGUUAGCGGUGGUUUAAGAUUUGAUGUAUCUACUAGAUGGAAUAGAACUUAUUUGAUGCUUGAAAGUGCCUUGCAAUAUAGGAAAGCUUUUGAGUUUUAUAAGGUGGCGGAUAGAAGCUAUAAAUAUUGUCCAUCUGAUGAGGAAUGGGAAAAGGGGGAAAGGAUUUGUGAGUUUUUAGAACCUUUUUAUGAAAUUACCAAUUUGAUUUCUGGUUCAUCUUAUCCAACUGCAAAUCUGUAUUUCAUGCAAGUGUGGAAAGUCCAGUGCAUUUUAGAAAAACAUCAAAAAAGUAUUGAUAAGGUGAUAAAAGAUAUGUCUGAUAAUAUGAAAAAGAAAUUUGACAAAUACUGGAAAAACUAUAGUAUUGUGCUAGCAUUUGGAGCUAUUCUUGAUCCACGCUUGACGGAUAAAUUUUUGAAGUUUUGCUAUACUACACUUGAUGCCUCAACCUCUGAAGGGAAACUUAAGAAUGUAAUGGAUAAAUUCAAAGGGCUUUAUGAAGAAUAUGUGAGUUAUUCUACCAAUCAAAGUGUUUCUCUUUCUCAACCAUCUAAUGAGUUCAACACAUUGGCUAAGCUAUCUAGAGAGGGGAAUAAAGCUAAAAAAUCAAAGAUUAUAACCGAUUUUAAAACAUGGAACUCGAUUGAGAGUAGGUUUGUUCUUGGAAAGAAUGAAUUAGAUACAUACUUUGACGAUGAAUUACUGGAGCUAAAUGAAGAACACUAUGAAGUAAUGUACUUCUUUAUUGGAAGUUUAAUGAGAAAAAGUUUCCGAUACUCUCCAUAA